Clarias gariepinus (North African catfish) is the source of this 1005-nucleotide messenger RNA. RefSeq names its product trace amine-associated receptor 1-like. Gene Ontology annotation, cellular component: membrane. Gene Ontology annotation, biological process: G protein-coupled receptor signaling pathway. Bases 1 to 1005 code for a protein of 334 amino acids. Gene Ontology annotation, molecular function: trace-amine receptor activity. The transcript has a single exon. NCBI's taxonomy places the organism in Eukaryota, Metazoa, Chordata, Actinopteri, Siluriformes, Clariidae. The record is from RefSeq and is a predicted model, not a curated record.
AUGUUUAUCUUUAUAAACCUGACAGAGUUUAACCAGUCUAAUCUCUGUGAGCAUUUCUCCUGUCCAGAGAGAUUUGUAUCUCCUGCAGUUUAUAUCUUACUGUAUGUGUGUUCAGCUGCUGUGGUUCUUCUAACAGUUUGUGGAAAUAUGCUUGUCAUCAUCUCUGUUUUUCAUUUCAAGCAGCUUCACACACCUACAAACACACUUGUGCUCUCUUUGGCUGUGUCGGAUUUACUCAUUGGCAUUUUUGUCAUGCUGCCAACAUUUAUCUGGAUGAUUGAGUCAUGCUGGAUUUUUGAUUCAAGUUACUGCUUUUGUUUAAUGAUCAUUUCUAUUUUUCUUGGAAACCAGUCCAUCUAUAAUAUUGCUUUAAUCUCUAUAGAUCGGUAUUUGGCUCUGUCAAACCCAUUUUUUUAUACAAACACAAUAUCUAGAAGGAACAUGUGCAUUGUGGUUUAUGUUAACUGGUUUUUGUGUCUGAUGUAUGCCAUAGCAAUCUUGUAUUUUAAUGGAAGCUUCAUGAGUUCUCUAAUGUGUCCUGGAGAGUGUUUUUACUUUAUGAAUAAGAUUACAUCUAUAAUGGAUCUUGUGCAUUCGUUUAUAUUUCCACUUUCUGUCAUAAUCAUAUUGUAUACUCUGGUGUUUGUGAUUGCUAAGAAACAUGCCACUGCUAUCAGAGAGCUUAAUAAUCACACACGACCUAAAACACAGAAAAUCACCUCACACUCAAUGAAAUCUGAGAGAAAAGCAGCUAAAGUCCUUGGAAUUUUAGUGUUUGUGUUUCUGGUGUGUUUACUUCCAUAUUUUAUUUGCAGUGUAUUAAGUGAUAUUAUUAAAGUACAGCCAGAAUCUCUUCAGAAAGUACUUAUUAUGAUAUAUCUUAAUUCCACCAUUAAUCCAUUUAUUUAUGCUCUGUUUUACCCGUGGUUUAGGAAAUGCAUUAAAUUAAUUAUAUCUCUUCAAAUAUUUCAAGCCGACUCUGCAUUAAUCAAUGUUCUGUCAUAA